CAUCAAUUUGACACAGAUCAGUCCCUUAGUUUAUAUUUCUGUUCGUUUUCCAAGCAUACGAAGUCAGAGCCAAGUGAAAGAAUCCGAACGAGUCCAACACGUAAACAAACAGCUGUACACGAGUAAGCUGUCAGACUUUCUGCACUGACAGUAUCAGAAUUACCAUAAACAGUUUGAGGACAUAAGAAAACAACAGAAAAAUGGCUGAAACAGAGAUGGUAAUUAUGGUGACCGGAGGCUCGGGACUGGUAGGACAAGCAAUAAAAACAGUUGUAGAAGAAGAGAAACACUCCAAUGAGAGAUGGAUAUUUCUCAGCUCAAAGGAUGCUGAUCUGAAAAACACAGCUGAAACCCGUGCUGUGUUUGAGAAAUAUAAGCCCACUCAUGUUAUUCAUCUGGCUGCUAUGGUGGGAGGCCUUUUCCGAAAUCUGAAAUACAACUGCGAUUUCCUACGAUUCAAUCAGCUGAUCAACGACAAUGUAUUGGAAUCAUGCAAGGAUUUCAAAGUGCAGAAAGUAGUUUCUUGUCUUUCAACUUGCAUCUUCCCAGACAAAACUACAUACCCCAUUGAUGAAACAAUGAUCCAUAAUGGACCUCCACAUCAAUCUAACUUUGGGUAUAGUUACGCUAAGAGGAUGAUCGAUGUAAUGAACCAAGCAUAUCAUCAACAGUAUGGUUGUAAUUUCACGUCAGUUAUACCAACAAAUGUCUAUGGACCACAUGACAAUUUCAGCUUGGAGGAUGGCCAUGUAUUACCAGGACUGAUAAACAAGGUUUACAUGGCCAAGAAAAAUGGAACACCAUUUACUAUAUGGGGAACUGGAAAACCUCUUCGGCAGUUUAUCUACUCCAUAGAUCUAGCCAAGCUUAUGAUCUGGGCAUUACGUGACUAUAAUGAAAUCAGCCCAAUCAUCCUCUCAGUUGAUGAAGCAGAUGAAGUGUCUAUCAAGGAGGCAGCUGAGAUGGUUAUUGAUGCCUUUGAAUUCAAGGGAGAAGUGGUAUUCGACACCUCGAAGUCAGAUGGCCAGUUUAAGAAAACUGCAAGCAAUGCAAAACUCAGGAAAUAUCUCCCAGAUUACAAGUUCACACCCAUACAACAAGGUAUCAAGGAGACUGUAAACUGGUUUAUUGAAAACUAUGAGUCUGCAAGAAAAUAAAAUUCUUUGGAUUUUGUUUUAUGUAGGUUGGCAGACAAGAAAAGAAAUAUCUGCACGUCUUACAAAGGAAGAAGAUGGAAGAUAAGAGUGCAAACCAUUCCUCUCUUUUAGAUUGGUUAAAAAAAAUCUUUAUGGGAUGAGGAUCAUGUAAUGUUUUACUUUAUAUAAUGAAGAAUUGGGUGUGUGGCACAUUAGACUGCAUUGUUACAUAAUAGCUACAAUUUAAAGUUUUCUAUGACAGGAAUAUGUGAUCACUUGAUGUAACAGAUUCAGAAAAUUGUUAUUGUUUGGAAUAUAAACAGUAUUCUACAUAUGAAUUUAUGUUUUUUAUGAUUUUCAGUUUUGAUUACAUAUGAUUUGUUUGUUGGUUAAUACUUGAUUUUUAUUUGAUGAUUGUAUUUUACAUUUGCACAUUAUAGGCCUUGUAUCGAAAAAAGGGAAAUAUUACAACUAUAUAUUAUUAUUGUCAAAAACAGAUUCCUAACUCUUGGUGAUUUAUGUAAUAAUAGAUCAAAUUUUGUGUUAUUUCAAGCUACCAGUGAUGAACUAAUGUGGUUCAGAUUGCAUUUUAUGUGUGGAUGAUGGUUAACACAUAUUGCCAUCUAGAGAGUGAUAAGAUUGUAAUCUGAUUGAGGAAUAUAUUUAUAAACAUCUAAAAACAAAUAAACUGUAACACAAUC
Penaeus chinensis is the source of this 1837-nucleotide messenger RNA. RefSeq names its product GDP-L-fucose synthase-like. NCBI's taxonomy places the organism in Eukaryota, Metazoa, Arthropoda, Malacostraca, Decapoda, Penaeidae. The coding region runs from base 201 to 1157 and encodes 318 amino acids. The record is from RefSeq and is a predicted model, not a curated record. Gene Ontology annotation, biological process: nucleotide-sugar biosynthetic process. The transcript is spliced from 7 exons. Gene Ontology annotation, molecular function: GDP-L-fucose synthase activity.